This is a messenger RNA of Prunus armeniaca (apricot), 1071 nucleotides long. NCBI's taxonomy places the organism in Eukaryota, Viridiplantae, Streptophyta, Magnoliopsida, Rosales, Rosaceae. The record is from the annotation of a GenBank genome assembly.
AUGACCUGCUUCCUUGCUAUCAAAGUUUCUCCAUCACCAAUCUCUUCUAGGUACGAAUCCCUCAAACAGAAACCACCAUCUGAAUCGAUCGGCUCUAAUACCACUUGUCACGGGAUGAGCGAAUGGCGCGGCGUGGCGGAAGCGAAACACAAAUUUCGCCACUCAAAGCACACCCGUGAGGCUCAGGAUCCCUUCGGAUCCCAGUCAGCCUUCUCUCACUUUAUGAUAUUCAUGACUCUCACAACUCCGCGAGAGGUUCCCCUUCAAGUGUCGUCUCCCACUAGACAACAAGUCACACUACCUUGUGACAAUACAAUCACUCCGUAUCCGGCAACGAACCCUCGACGCCCAUACAUCAAUCGUUGCAUAAGACACGUCAACUGCAUCGACCACGUCGCAUGCUUAACUCCUGGCUCUCUUAUGUCCAAGUCAAGACAUAGCGAUCCAACACACCAUCGGUUUACCCACACUUCUGUCAGUCAUUCCUUUAGCGUCCACGAUAGUCCAUAUCCUCAAGCUAUACAAAUGUCCCAACGGAGUCACGGUAGCACUUGUCUUUGUGCGACCCGUGACAAAAGGCAGAGAUACUGUUUAUUGAUCAAAGCUGUACUUGCAGUUCUGUAUACUGUUGCCAGCACUUUCCAACCGUUACCUCAAGACAUUUAUCGCUAUGAUUUGAAGGACCCUUUCAGUCUACAGAAGGGGUGGCUUUUGUGGGCAGAGAUUGGUCUUACUGGUGCAAUAGCUGCCAUCGCAGUGACAGGGGCUGCAGCGUCCUUGUUCAAGGGGGAGAGCCUAGAGAGAGAGGAGGACGCUCUAGUUAGCUUAUUUCCACUGAUUGGAUCUUCAAGUGUCAGGCACUUUACAAGCACUGCUUGCUUGUUGGGUGUCACUGGAGUUUUGGCUCCGAUUCUUGAGGAAACUAAGUUUAAACUAGUGUGUUGGAAAGUGGAGGCUGGAUUAACUAGUAAUCUGCCACCCAGGGUACCUACUCCAGUUGCUAUUGGAAUAAGUGCAGUUGUAUUUGCACUUGCACAUCUCACUCCGGAAGAGUUUCCCAGUUGUUUGUGA